AUGGGUUUCUGGGCCGAUCUCCCGUGGAGCAAGGAGGUACAACGCCUCAAGGAGAUGCACGCCGAGGAGCAGCGAAAGAACAAGUUUCUUAAGGAUUUGAAUCGUGAGCUCAUAGCCGAUCUGGAGAUAACCAAGGAUGAUCUGAGACGCUCGGAAAAGUCGGAGUCAAUUUUGAGGAGUAUGAAGAUCCAGCUGGAGGAUGAGCUUAGUGAAAAGACCUUCCGACUCACCCAGGCGGAGCGGGAGUUGACGGUUGGUACUCGUGCCAGCCCCGACGAUAGAGAGGUUGUGGGCUGA
This is a messenger RNA of Lasiodiplodia theobromae, 297 nucleotides long. RefSeq names its product C6 transcription factor. The transcript has 2 exons. The record is from RefSeq and is a predicted model, not a curated record. Lineage: Eukaryota; Fungi; Ascomycota; Dothideomycetes; Botryosphaeriales; Botryosphaeriaceae. Bases 1 to 297 code for a protein of 98 amino acids.